This is a messenger RNA of Cheilinus undulatus (humphead wrasse), 3037 nucleotides long. It is a transcript of the gene gpr12, whose product is annotated as G protein-coupled receptor 12. Gene Ontology annotation, cellular component: membrane. The coding region runs from base 234 to 1259 and encodes 341 amino acids. Gene Ontology annotation, biological process: G protein-coupled receptor signaling pathway. Gene Ontology annotation, molecular function: G protein-coupled receptor activity. The transcript is spliced from 2 exons. NCBI's taxonomy places the organism in Eukaryota, Metazoa, Chordata, Actinopteri, Labriformes, Labridae. The record is from RefSeq and is a predicted model, not a curated record.
UAACGGCAGAGCCGCCUCGCGCUCUAUUUCUUCUUCUCUUUCUUCCUCCAUCAUCCCCGCUUUUCAGGCAGAGAGGACCAGCAUCCCCUCCAUCCUCCUCAUCCUCCUCCCCGGGUUGUGCGUGUCCGCCCGGCGCUGCUGCACCAUCCCUAUCAAUAACAUGGAAAUACAAAGCGGCUGUUCCUCCAUCUAGACGCGAAGUGUCACCUCAUUGAGUCAAGACGGGGGGCACAAUGAGUGAAGAGCCAGCGGUCACCCCCAGCUGGCUCACCCCGGACCCCACAGCCUGGGCCAGCGGAGGCGGGGGCCCAACAGAUAACAGCACCAGCCUGGGGACAUUCCCACCGGAACCCCUGACGCCCAGCCAGCUCCCCCUGCUGGUCAACCCGUGGGACAUCGUUCUGUGCUCUUCGGGUACUCUGAUCGCCUGCGAGAACGCCCUGGUGGUGCUGGUGAUCUGGCAGAACCCGGCGCUCAGAGCUCCCAUGUUCCUGCUGAUCGGCAGCCUGGCGCUGGCCGACCUGCUGGCCGGCCUGGGUCUGGUGCUGCACUUCACCUGUGCCUACCUGGUGCGCUCAGACUCGGCCCAGCUGCUGACUGUGGGUCUGGUGGUGGCCUCCUUCUCGGCGUCUGUCUUCAGCCUGCUGGCGAUCACGAUAGACCGCUACCUGUCUCUGUAUUACGCCCUCACCUACAACUCAGAGCGGACGGCGGCCUUCACCUACACCAUGCUGGUGCUGCUGUGGGGGCUGUCGCUGUGUCUAGGCCUGCUGCCGGUCACAGGGGUCAACUGCCUGGCGGAGGAGGUGACCUGCAGCGUGGUGCGGCCGCUCACGAAGAACAACAUCGCCGUGCUGUCCGUCUCAUUCCUGCUGCUCUUCGGCCUCAUGCUGCAACUCUACGUCCAGAUCUGCAAGAUCGUGAUGCGCCACGCUCACCAGAUCGCCCUCCAGCACCACUUCCUGGCUGCCACGCCCCACUACGUCACAACACGGAAAGGCGUGUCCACUUUAGCGAUCAUCCUAGGUACUUUUGCUGCCUGCUGGAUGCCAUUCACAGUCUACUCCCUCAUCGCUGACUACACCUACCCACCACUCUACACCUACGCCACCCUGGUGCCUGCCACGUAUAAUUCUGUUAUUAACCCGGUCAUUUACGCCUUCAGGAACCAGGAGAUCCAGAAGGCGCUGUGGCUUGUGUGCUGCGGCUGUGUGCCAGCCAGUGUGGCCCACCGUGCGAGGACCCCUAGUGACGUGUGAGCGAGCAGACCCAGGUGGGAAAAGAGAGGCACCCUGGGUCAGCUCUGCUCCUCACUGGAUGUGUCUGGUGUCAAAGCGAGCAGCAGCAGAGGAGGUCAGGGGGCGGUGCAGAAGGCUGUGGCUGCGGUCCUGGCUGGAGAUGUUUCUGGAAGAGGCGGUUUGGUUAGAAAUCCACAGUCCGCCUUGAUUGAUUAUUUUUCUUUGUUCAAUCACCAUAGGGCACAGCAUCUCACUGUCUUCCUCAGCAAAGGCGGCCUGAGCGCGAGCAGCAUCCCGCCCCCUCCCGUUCAACUCGUGCCACGCCCUUCCUCUGUUUCUGCAGAGCGCGCUGAGUGCGUCACGUGUUCCAGGCAGCAGCUGUAUAUAGACUGUGCAUUUGGUUAACAGCACGGGAGCUUUGGUUGACACGUGCUUGUUUUCCCCUCAAACAGGGAGGGGAUUAUUAGUUUGCUCCGCUGUGCGUGCGUGCGUGCGUAAAAGCGCGCGGCAGAUUAACAAAACAGUGUGUGCGGAGGAGAGGAGAGGAGAGGGCGGACACGUCUGAAUACGCAGGCUUUUCCACAUAAAGCCCGUCUGGAGCAGCAGCAUCCCGGCGCUCUGCUGCUGCACUCUGAACGUGCGUCGAAAGCUAAACAGGCGCGGGGAGCUAAAAAUAGACCCGGCGCUCUGUGAUCCGCGCCCUGCGUCCUCUCUACAGACACCGAGAGAGAAAUCAAGACGUUUCUUCUACUUCUUCUUCCCUUUCUCCCCCUUUGCCUGUCUCAAUCUCCCCUGUCUUCUUUUUCUCCAUGGAUUGUGCGUGAAUGUGUCUAAAUUGGGCUAGCGUCUUGGAGGCUCAAGAUUGAAACCCCAUGAGACCCCCCACCAUUACCCCGUCCUCCAUUUUUUAUGAUUAACAGAGGCACCAAACCGAAUAUAAGCCUGUCGGAUUAUGUAACCACAAUGUAACCCCCUCUUUUUAUUUUGUUUUAUUUUUGAGUAGAUUACUUGUGACUUUUUGAAUGUGAGAUUAUUCAAAUUGAGAUAAUAUUCCCUUUUUUAAAUCACUGCUUUUAAGAAAGUCCCACCUAUUUGAAUGAAAUCUAAUGGAAACCACUUAAAACAUCAACACAAAGUUACCAGAGUAAUUCACUUUUGUAAAUGUUUACCAAUCUGAAUGUAUUUCUAUUCAUCUGACCACUUCGGCUCAUGGGAGCCUCACACCAACCGCUUCAUAUCGGAUCUGCAUGCUAGACUUGGUUGUAAUUUGCAUGCAACAAGCACAGAUCUCCUAUUCCCCCUCUGAGUUCAGUGCAAUAGGUCACAGUGAAGGUUCCCUGACGUCAUCAUGAGCCUAUAUCUUAUGAACCACAAGAAAACCUCAUAUUUAUCACAUUUAAUGAGCUACAGUCCUUUUUGGAUGUCUGCAAGAGUUGCACUCUUUUUUUAAAAAGUAUUUUUCAAAAGGUUUUCUGUGUAUGUUUAACAUUUGAGGCAUUCUGAUUGCAUCACUCAUGAUUAAAGCUCCUGUGGGGAACUUGUGGUCUGGUGCCCCCUGUUGGUUAAAUGUUUCUGUUCUGUUCAUGCUAAAGUUGUGUUUACUGCGGGCUGUCUUUCAAUAAUUUAACAUAUCACUUACUGUGAAUCGUUGCAGGGAAAAAUGUUUUUAGAUAGUCUGACACCUACCCUGCGGCAGUAGCAGUUUACAGGCGUAUAAAUGAACCGUGUAGAGCAGGGGUGUCAAACUCAAUCACAGAAGGGGCCGGAUUCUGAAUCACAGUCUAACCUCAGGGCCUAAC